UGCCCCUGCCUAAGCUUAACCCCCCCUGUUGUCCUGUGCCUUGACAGUUGAGUCGGAUGGCCUUGUCCUAUCUGCCAUCAUCAGAGAGGGCUCAACUGCUUAAGCGUCCACCACCAUGGGCACAUAUAAAGUUGGUCACAUCCCAACUCAAAAUAACCCACCUUUCCUAGGGAUAUCAAUAGUCUCACGUACUCGACAGAAAUACUUAAAGGGCUCGUUUCCCACUCACUUCAUUGUACUUCCAAAGCCCACUUACACAAACCCAUCUUCGAGAAACCAAGGACAUUUAUACUUCAACGAUCUUCCAUCUCACAUAAAACUCGUCCACAUAAAAGUGACAAGACUCUUUAUUAAGACACCCUCAAGACUCAAGCUAAGCUUCGACUACUCUAAACCUCUUUCGGUCAACCUGUCCGUCACCAUGUGCGUCAAGGAGCAUCAACCUCUUGUCGAUGGCUGCUGCACGUUCUGCUGCAAGGCAGUCGACUUUGGCACCCAUGACUACUGCGGGAACAACUAUGCCUGCCCACGGUGUCCCGAUUAGGAUUCGUCACCCUUUCCCUCGGAUGCAAGUUACGGGACUAAGAUCCACGAGCUCGGCUACCGUCCUUCUCAAAUCGCACAUCUUUAUCAUGUUCCCCCAUUCUCCCACUUGGCCUCGACGAGAUCCUCUGGGAACGAAUGCUUGGAAACACGUUUUUGCUUCAGCGUUUUUAUUUUUUUUCUCUCUCACUCUUUUCGGCCAAGCCUUUGGGUUAUCAACCGUAUAGGAUGCGGAUAGGGAAGAACCGCUUAUGAAGGGAAAAAAAAACCCCUGAUAAAACAUUCAAAGCAACAACCUACUAC
Molecule: messenger RNA, 846 nt
Organism: Daldinia vernicosa
Lineage: Eukaryota; Fungi; Ascomycota; Sordariomycetes; Xylariales; Hypoxylaceae
Exons: 2
Coding region: 116-544 (142 amino acids)
Source: RefSeq, a predicted model, not a curated record